Messenger RNA from Striga asiatica, 1642 nucleotides. Lineage: Eukaryota; Viridiplantae; Streptophyta; Magnoliopsida; Lamiales; Orobanchaceae. The record is from the annotation of a GenBank genome assembly.
UCCCAAACCAGUUUCUCUCUCAUCUUCUUCUCCACCAAUACCGAAAAACCACCGCAAAUCAGCCGAAAACCUGCCGGAAAAUUAUAGAAUCUGAAUUUCAGCUCCAAAUUUCCAAUAUAGAACAAGCACUUUGAUUUUCCCUCCUUUCCUCUUUUGUGCCCCUUCAAUUUGAAGUUUUAAUUCGUUAGGGUUUUGAAGAUUUGAAUUUUGAUCAUCAUCAUACAUGGUGUCCGUGUACCCAAAUCCACCUCCAGAUCGGGAUUUUACUUACGGUUUUCAUAUGGGCGGGGAUCAGAUGAAGUUCCCGGGUCUGAACGGCGAUGAGAACAAGAACAGCCUGCUUCAAACGGCGCCGGUUGGGAAUGUGGCUCCGGGUGUGGAUGACCCGCAUAAGAAGAUCCGAAAGCCGUACACUAUUACCAAGUCGAGAGAGAGCUGGAGCGAGCAGGAGCACGACAAGUUCGUUGAGGCGCUUCACCUAUUUGACCGUGAUUGGAAGAAGAUUGAAGCAUUUGUCGGGUCAAAGACUGUUAUCCAGAUUCGAAGUCAUGCUCAGAAAUAUUUUCUAAAAGUCCAAAAGAAUGGAACAAGCGAACAUGUACCUCCUCCACGGCCAAAGAGAAAGGCAGCCCAUCCUUAUCCACAGAAGGCCCCAAAAAAUGAUGCGUCUCAAGCCAUCGGUCCUCAGCAAUCUUCAGUUGCUUUAGUGGAGCGUGGAUACAGUGUGGGGUCUGAUUCUUUGUCAAUAUCCGAAAAUCCAAUGAGCACUCAACCUUUGUCUUCUUGUAAUUACAAUGUUUUGCCAGCAGGAUUUUUGCCGCGUACACUUAAAGAUGAUAUUGGAUUAGUUAGUGGCACCAAUAAUUAUAGCAGCAGCAACAACGAGAGCAAUCCCUUUGUGGGUAGAAUAGAUGAGAUGCGUCGUUCAGUGAAAACUCGCAACAAUGCCACAAGAGUUAUGCCAGAUUUUGCUCAGGUUUAUAGAUUCAUUGGCAGCGUCUUUGACCCUUGUGCAAGUGAUCAUUUGGAAAGACUUAAAACAAUGGACCCUUUAGAUGUAGAGACGGCGGUGAUGUUAAUGAAGAAUCUCUCUGUCAACUUGGUCAGCCCUGAAUUUGAGGACAAUCAAAGAAGACUGCUAUCGUCGUACAACAAUGGCUUUCAAAGCAAUGCCGUGAGAAAUAAGAUACAGCCUGCAUGAAGUUCUGGUAAAACUUAAUAUCUUAAUUGGACAUUUGCUCAGCACAAGUUGUGUUUGAAGCAGACCAAAUUCUGUCGAGAUCCUUGUUAUCAGUCGGUGUUUUAUGUAUUCGAAGCCGGGAAUGAUUACCUCUGUAGAUUAGUCUCAACUGUGUGUAUAUAUAUUUUGAGCAGAAGAUGAGUGUGUACUACUGUUCCAUGUAUAGCAGUGUUUGAGCAAUAGUGCUGCAUUUCUCGUGUUUGUGGCUUCUUUUAGUCUUCCAUAAGUCGAUAAAAAGGGAAGGUGACAACUGACGAGCAAUUAGUUCGUUUUUGGGCCGUGCUUUACGUUUUUGUAUGAUAUGAGUUCUGCUCGUCACACGAGCCGUUUUGCUUACAUCUCGGCACAGGACUAAUACUUACUAUUUCUCGUGAAUAAUUGGAUUGGUUUUUUCUUGCUAAA